AUGAUAGACUCUUACAAUUACAACGUCAAUCAAGUCUUCGAUGCUAGCAGCUAUCCAAUUAGCCGCUUUGCUACAGAGUUUGGACUCCAGUCUAUGUCAUCUAUCUAUUCACGGAAGCAAGCAGUACCUAAAGAUCAGCUCUCAUUCUUCUCGGAUAUGGUGAUUCAUCGAAACCGGCAAUAUGGGGAUGGUGACAUCUGCCUGGUGCUGGACAACUCAAGUCUUCCAUGCAGACUACUACACCUAGAACUAGCAUUUUAUCGUCACGAAAUAGACAUGCCCAAUCGAACCUUGGGUUCCAUGUACUGGAAACUUGAACGCCUAUGGACAGCGCCAACAUGGGCAAUUCAAGGAAACGGUAAAGCUAUCGUGGAUGGAUUGGGAACGGCCGUGUCAGGACCCGUCGGAGGCAAUGAUACGCAAUUUAUUUUGUUCACUAUCGGCGCAAUCAACUCGACGCUCGCAUACAACGCGAACGUCCAGAUUAAUGCUGCAUCAACCCACGAUCUUACUGAUCUGGUUCUCCAAAUCGAUAUGUCGGCGCUUGGGCAAGCGCCGAAUUCUGAAAUAUCGCAGAAAUACGCGCAUACCUCCUACUUCCAUCCAGUGUCACUUCAAGAAGAACAACCACAGGAUCCAGGGUUUAUAUUAGCUUAUAGUACUUCUAAUGGUGCCUAUGAAUAUACUGUCAAGGCUACAAUGGGCAUUGUGGCAUGGGUGUGGCUGGAGCAUCCGCUUGGAGUGUAUGGGCAUUUCUCCGACAAUGGUUUUUGGUUGGCCAAGGGGGAGAGCAAGAUAAUACAUUUUAUAUUCAAGAAUGACUGGGCUGAAAGGGUGUGGGUUCGCGAUGUACAGCUCCGGAGCCUAUGGAAUAACACAAUUUAUAGCGAGUGA
Molecule: messenger RNA, 894 nt
Organism: Talaromyces proteolyticus
Lineage: Eukaryota; Fungi; Ascomycota; Eurotiomycetes; Eurotiales; Trichocomaceae
Exons: 3
Coding region: 1-894 (297 amino acids)
Biological process (GO): glycoprotein catabolic process
Molecular function (GO): beta-mannosidase activity
Source: RefSeq, a predicted model, not a curated record